GUCAGGUUGAUAUCUUUAACUGCGCAUGCGUGUGUGGCAGUGUCCCCCUCCGGACGUGUGUCCUAAAGAUUGCAAAUUAUAUAUUAUUGUUGAGAAAUUUAACCCAUAACAGAAUAAAAUUGAAGGUGAAUACAAUGCUCCGACUCAGUGUAAGAGCAGCUGAUGCUGCAGCCCGGAGGCGACUCUGCCAAAGAGGGCCGCGGAUCAUUCUUCAACAUUCUCGACCCUAUACAGAAGGGAAUACUGGUGGUUCAGCUGCUAAAAUAGUUGCAGCAGGCUUGGUUUCAUUUGGAGGUGGAAUCGGGGGUACGGUCCUGUACGCUAAAUGGGACUCAAAGUUCCGGACCACGGUGGAGAAGAAUGUUCCGUACUCAGAUUUGUUAUUUGGAUUGGCUUUAGGGCCUGCUACCUCUUUGGAUUCCACUCCGACCAAGAAACAGCUGGAGUUGGCCCAGCCACCUUCUCUGAUGCUAGAGGAGGCCAAAUCAUCCAAGAAUAAAGCAAAGAAAGUUCCAUCUGUGACGGCCGCGACAACCCCUGCCUCGAACAUAGAAGAGGCUUCAGCAGAGGCCUCCCACAUCAUCUCCGCUAUGGGCGAGGUCCCUUCGGUCCCAGCUCCUCAAGACACAGAGGCACCCAAAGAACAGUGUGAAGAAUGCCAUCAACAUAGCCCCCCAGAGAUGGCACUAAGCAGCGAAGAGCCUUCAGAACCAGGAGACGUGUUGACGGCACCAGAAGAACCUCUCAAGGAGCGGCCGGCUGAAGAAGUCACCGCUAGGAUAGCCCAGCAAGACCAAGCUGACCAGGACACACUCGCGUUUGUGUCGGACAAGCUUGAGGACUCCCUGGCCAGCUCAGCCACCGCCACACUGCAGGCCAUUGCAGCUCAGGAAGCUGCUCUCCAAGCAAUUCUGCAGCACACUCAGAAGCUGAAGGAGGCGAUGGAGACUGAGGUCUCCGCUGAGCAGAGGUCUUCCCACUGGAAGGAUCUAGAAGAUGCUGUAUGUGCACGAAGUCGCAACGAAGAAGAGGCUGGAGCAGCUCUAGUGCAGGCCAGAGCCUCUCUGGACUCCCUCCGGGCAGUGGUGGAAUCGGCGAAGGACUCCAGGGUGGCGGCGCUCCGCCCGAUGGUCCUUGCAGCGGAGGAGAACCUCCACAGCAUGACGGUGGACCUGGACCGGGCCGUUGAUAAGGUGCAGUCUGUGGAAUCGGAAGCUAAGAUCGUCUCCCAGUACAGUGAACUGGUCAACGAGGCCAAGCAGCAGUUCCAGAGGGAGUUGAGCAGCAUCACUCCAGAGAUCCAGGCCAAUUGGAAAGGACUGUCCGGCACGUUGUCCGUUGAUGAUCUCAACGCGCUGAUCGCCCACGCCCACCGUCGCAUCGACCAACUUAACCGGGAGAUGGCGGAGCACAGGGUUCGCGAGCAGGUUCACAUCGAGGCGGCGCUGGAGCAGCAGAAGUUGGAGGACCAGAAGGCCUUGGAGAAGGCCGUCAGUCUGGCUGUGGAACACAACCUGGAGAGAGCACGGCUAGAACAAGAGAGGAAGCAGGUGGAACUGAGGGAGGUGAUGGAGGCGGAGAUGAGGACGCAGCUCCGCCGACAGGCCGCUGCCCACACCGACCACCUCCGAGACGUCCUGAAGGUCCAGGAGCAGGAGCUACAGGCGGAGGCUGAGGAGGUGCUGAGCAGUAAGAUGAUGGAGCAGGAGACGCGCUACCGCCAGCUGACCCAAGAGCAACUGGAUAACUUCACCCUGGACAUGAACGCUGCCUACGCCCGUCUGAAGGGAAUGGAGGAGGCUAUCGACAGUCAUGUGAUCGCAGAGGAAGAGGCUCGUAAAGCCCACCAGCUGUGGCUCUCGGUGGAGGCGCUGGGCUACACUUUGAGGAGCUCCAGCCUCGACUCCCUGACCCAGCCCCUGGAGCCUGCCGCCCAGGCCAUCAGAGAGAGCUGUCAGGACGAGUUCGCCGUGGCGCUGGCCGCCGCGCUGCCGGAGGAGUCGCUGCAGCGCGGUGUCUACAGCGAGGAGUCGCUCCGCGCGCGCUUCAACGCCCUCCGCUCCCUGGCACGCCGGGUCGCCCUGGUGGACGAGUCCCACAACUCGUUGUACCAGUACUUCCUGUCCUACCUCCAGGCCGCGCUGCUCUUUGAGGAAAGGCAGGAGGCCCCACCCGCUAAGAUCAGCAGUCAGGACUUGGACCCCUUUAAGAUCCUCUCCUAUGCCAGUUACAGCCUGGAGCAGGGGGACCUCGAGCUGGCUGCCAAGCUGGUGAACCAGCUGAGAGGAGAGGCCAGACGAGUGGUUCAGGACUGGCUGGUUGAGGCCAGACUGACCCUGGAGACUAAACAGGUGGUGAGUCUUCUGUCUGCGUAUGCUAAUGCCGUUGGUUUGGGGACCACCCAGGCUCCAUAGUUCUUCCUGAUACUUUACCAAUACAUUAGUUAUCGAGGCAUUAUCAUAAUAAUCACUCAAAGGAUUCUUUCUUUGCUUUGUGUUACUUUGACUCAUAUUUGAGAAUCGUAUCAAUGCAGCUGAUCUGUGUCGUGUUGAUGUUUCCUGAGAUGCAAUGCAGCCAAAUGUCUCCAGGUGUUUCUGGAUGUUCAGAUGUGAAACGUAUUACUCUUAAGAAUGGGUGUGUUCCAAUAAAUCAUAAACAA
Messenger RNA from Gadus macrocephalus (Pacific cod), 2659 nucleotides. RefSeq names its product inner membrane protein, mitochondrial (mitofilin) (gene immt). Gene Ontology annotation, cellular component: MICOS complex. Gene Ontology annotation, biological process: cristae formation. The transcript is spliced from 14 exons. NCBI's taxonomy places the organism in Eukaryota, Metazoa, Chordata, Actinopteri, Gadiformes, Gadidae. The record is from RefSeq and is a predicted model, not a curated record. The coding region runs from base 135 to 2414 and encodes 759 amino acids.